UCUACGCGCUUCUUAUAUAUCGAUAAAAUGGGUCCCAAAAAGGCAAAAGGGAAAACAAUGGAUAAUGUCGAUGGAGUGGAUACAACGAAAAUGAAUAGAGAGCAAUUGGAAAUAUAUGCUCAUAAGAUAUUAGAAGAAAUGGAACGUGAACGAGAGGAAAGAAAUUUCUUUCAAUUAGAGAGAGAUAAAUUGCGAACUUUUUGGGAAAUUACAAGACAUCAGCUGGAUGAAGCGCGCGCUACAGUCAGAAAUAAAGAACGCGAGAAAGAGGAAUUGGCAGAGAAACACGAGGCCGAACUCAAGUUAUACAAGCAGAAAGUAAAACACUUGAUGUACGAGCAUCAGACUAAUUUGUCCGAGAGUAAAGCCGAGCAUCUGGUUGCUCUCAAAUUGGCGCAAGACGAUCACGUUGCGCAAGAGAACGAACUUAUUAAAGACAAAACGCAACUCAAGAAAACGCAGAAGGAACAGGAAUUGGAGUACAUGAAUGAGAUACGAGCGUUGAAGAUGCACCAUUCGGAGGAAAUGAAUAACAUGAUGAAAAAAUUCGAAUCUGAAGCGAUAGAAUUGGAGCAAAAAUACGAACAGAAAUUAACCAGUCAAUACGAGUCUUUAACAUUGAAGCAUCGAAUGGAAAUUACAGAAGUGGAGGAGAGAAAGAACGCGCAAAUUGCGAAUUUGAUGAAAAAUCACGAGAAUGCGUUUGCCGAGAUGAAAAAUUAUUACAAUGAUAUCACUCUCAAUAAUUUAUCGUUAAUUAAAAGCAUGAAGGAACAAAUGGAAGCGAUGAGAAAUAACGAAGAACGUAUGAAAAAGCAAGUGCGAGAAUUGACAAUGGAGAAUAAAAAAUAUUCGGCUGAUUUAAAAUCUUUGCAAGAAACAUCUUCCGAGCUUAACCGUCAGCUUACAAAUUAUGAGAAAGAUAAACAAAUUCUAGCUAGUACGAAACGGAGAUUGUCCACAGUAGCGAAGGAUCUAGAAAAUUUAAAAUGGGAAAAUGAAGUGCUCGAACUGCGUUUUGAAAAAUGUCAAUCCGAGAGAGACGAGUUACAUUCUAGAUUUGUCUCGGCUAUUUUCGAAUUGCAACAGAAAACGGGUUUGAAGAAUGUCCUUUUGGAGAAAAAAUUAGAAAAAUUAUCGGAGUUACUGGAGCAACGAGAAGCGCAAAUCAGCGAAGUAUUGGCCGCAGCUCAAUUAGAUCCUGCAGCGGUAAUCAAUGCGAAUAAAAAAUUAGAGGAUAUGCUUAAUAGAAAAAAUACUGCAAUACAAGAUCUGCAAUAUGAAUUGGCAAAAGUUUGCAAAGCACACGAUGACUUAUUAGCGACUUAUGAGAGUAAAUUGCAAGAAUAUGGAAUUCCCAAAGCUGAACUUGGAUUUCAGCCUCUGAGAAUGAGGAUAGCCGGUGCGAAAUUGGGCCUAGGUCCAACAAGUUUUGUUACUGUGAAUCAGUAAUAUACAUUUUAUAAUUAUUUAUAUAUAAUCAAUUUUUGUGGUAACUUUAUAUGCCCUUGUCUGAGAAAAUUGCGGCGUAUUUUAUUACUGUUUUUACACACUUUAAUGAAAGGGCUAUGAGCAUUUUUGAUAAGUUUGAUACUACACAGAAUGAUCAAUAAUAUGCGAAUUGAUGGAUGUAGCGAUACCUCUCUUAUUGAAAGAAACACUGAAACAUAUAAUUUUUAAUAUAAUUAAUACAUAUAAUUUUGACACAGAGUAUUUUUAUUCUGUAAAACGAAUACAUUUUCAGCUUACGCGUGUUUCCAAAAAUUACAUAAAAUUAUCACAGAGAAUGUACAGAGUAGAUCGUACCGAUGCCUGGAAGUUGUAUAGUCUCAGUAAUUAUUUAUAUUUUUAUCAUCAGAUACACACAACAUAUCGGAUACAUAUUUAUCUUUUUGCUUGUAAUCGCAUUUUUUGUCACAGUUAGCAUUGGCUAAAUGAAAAAUCUUAUUCGCGGUUCAUUUUUUUAUCAUAUAAUUCUAUUACUAAUAGCACAAUUUCUUUUUUGCGCUUCAACAUUUUGUCAGGUAUCUAACAACUGGCAGGCAACAAAUACAUUGAAGAUACAUCCAUAUAUAGAUAAUAACAUAUAGAUAUUAGACACACUGACUAGUCUAACUUGUAAAACACUGUAGGUCAGAUACAUCAGGUCACAUGGUUAUAAUAAAUUUCAAACACUGGCUUUAUAUGUAAAAUAUUUUUCCCCGUCCGCAAAGUAUUUCGCGCAGUAGUCUGUAAACUUUUUUUCUCUUUGUAAUACUUAACGGUUAAGUGAAGAAAUAAUUUAUCAUUUGUUCACAGAUUUGUAAAUAUUAUACAACGCCUUGUAUAGAUAUAUAUAUAUAUAUAUAUAUAUAUGUUUAUGUGUAUAUUAAGAAUUUUGGCACAAUAAGAAAUAGAAUCACAGUUGAAAUCAUUGUACAUUAUAAGACUUAUAGAGAUGGUUGUCAAUAUAUAUAUCGGUUUCGUGAAGUAUUUAUAUUGCACGUUCGCUACGAUAUGAAAUAGACAUUGAAACGUAUAAACACAAUCAAUCUGAAAUUCCACGAUACUAGGCUAUAUGUUAUAGAAAACGAUAUAAAUUAUGAAAUAAUAUCAGAAAAUCCAGUUUUCGGGAAAGAUCUCACGUCAAAGUUAAAGAAUCAUCAAUCAGAUACAGUCCUGAGCACUCUGCACAAAUGUAGAAUUUAUCCGUACGCAUGUUUCUUUUUUUAAUAUAUUAGGCUCUCUCGAUCGCCACUUUAUU
Molecule: messenger RNA, 2743 nt
Organism: Formica exsecta
Lineage: Eukaryota; Metazoa; Arthropoda; Insecta; Hymenoptera; Formicidae
Gene: Gas8
Product: dynein regulatory complex subunit 4
Exons: 8
Coding region: 28-1452 (474 amino acids)
Biological process (GO): cell motility
Cellular component (GO): microtubule; Golgi apparatus; motile cilium
Molecular function (GO): small GTPase binding; microtubule binding
Source: RefSeq, a predicted model, not a curated record